This is a messenger RNA of Morone saxatilis (striped sea-bass), 1814 nucleotides long. It is a transcript of the gene dio2, whose product is annotated as iodothyronine deiodinase 2. The record is from RefSeq and is a predicted model, not a curated record. The transcript is spliced from 2 exons. NCBI's taxonomy places the organism in Eukaryota, Metazoa, Chordata, Actinopteri, Moronidae. Gene Ontology annotation, molecular function: thyroxine 5'-deiodinase activity.
GAGGGGACAGAGGGUAUGCACUACAUCUGACGUCAGAAUCUUGCUACAAAGAUAAGCCGCGAGCCUUAAUAUGAAGUACAAUGUUCGUCCAUUUAGGAAGAGCGAUCGAGCUCCGGCGGCCUCGCGUCGGUGCGCACACCGCUCAACACCUGAAGGGCGACGGCGCACAGCAGGCCGCUCUGCAGCACACACCUGAUACACCUCCCUCGUCCUCUGCACGCAGUCUGGAAGCAGCCCACGGGGCAGAGCAGGAACUAUGAGGGGAGCGACUCAGACCGACGACACCGCGUUGCGCGUAAUGAAGGGCAGUCUGGAAUAAUUCGUCCGCACGAGCGCAGGAAGAGAAAAUGGGAAUGGCGAGUGAGGAUCUGCUCGUGACACUCCAGAUUCUACCUGGUUUCUUUUCGAAUUGUCUUUUCCUCGCCCUGUACGACUCCGUGGUGUUGGUGAAGCGCGUUGUGUCGCUGCUCAGCUGCUCCCGGUCCGCAGGCUCCGGAGAGUGGCGCCGCAUGCUGACCUCAGCGGGGCUCCGCUCCAUCUGGAACAGCUUCCUGCUGGACGCCUACAAGCAGGUAAAACUCGGCUGCGAGGCACCCAACUCCAAGCUGGUAAAGGUGCCUGAUGUCCCCCGGUGGAGCAGCAGUUUCAGCAACAUGACAAAUAUGCCUCCUGGUGCCAGGAUCCGAACUGGAGACGAGUGCCGCCUCCUGGAUUUUGAGUCAUCAGAUCGCCCUCUGGUGGUCAACUUUGGCUCGGCCACCUGACCCCCCUUCAUCAGCCACCUGCCAGCUUUCCGGCAGUUGGUGGAGGACUUCAGUGACGUCGCUGAUUUCCUGCUAGUGUACAUUGAUGAGGCUCACCCAUCUGACGGCUGGGUGGCCCCUCCCAUGGGCCCUUGCUCUUUCAGUGUGCGGAAGCAUCAGAACCUGGAGGAGAGGAUAGGGGCGGCGCGCCAACUCAUUGAGCAGUUUUCCCUGCCACCGCAGUGUCAGCUGGUCGCUGACUGCAUGGACAACAAUGCUAAUGUGGCUUAUGGUGUGUCCAAUGAACGGGUGUGUAUAGUGCAACAGAGAAAGAUUGCCUACCUGGGUGGGAAGGGGCCUUUUUUUUACAAUCUGAAGGAUGUGCGGCAGUGGCUGGAACAGAGCUACGGUAAACGGUAAUGAAAGGAGGAAUGAAGGACAAAUACAGAGGAGGACAUGUCCCAUAUUUAAGUAGGGAAAUAAGAGCUUGUUCGGUUUUGUAUAAAGACAAAUCAAAAGGCGUGUUAUGGUCAGUAGUGGAAAGUACAUUUACUCAAGUACUGUCAAGUAAGGUACUUUUGAUUGAGUACUUCCGUUUUAUACUAUGCUCCACUACAAUUCUGAGGGAAAUAUUUUUGCUCCACAACAUUUAUUUGAUAAUUUUUUUCUGGUUACCUUGCAGCUUCAGAUAAUAAUACAAAAUAUAAUCGACCAAUACAUGAUUAUGUAUUAUUAUUAUGAGACAAAACUUUAUUGAUCCCAAUUCUAUGGUUGUGUGUUGGUAAGACUCUGGCAAUACGAUAUGUAUCAUUAUACAGGGGUUACAGGGCAAUUUUUUUUAAAACAACACAUUUUAGGAAUACUGUCAUGGUAUAGGAUUUAGUACAGUGUUUUUGAGAAUUGAUAUAAUAUUACAAAACAAAAUAUUGUCAUGCGAUAUUUUGGAACAUUUCUCACACCUGGCAAUAUAUAUCAGGACAUUAAUGCAUCCAUAAUUAUUCAAUUCCAUUAAAUUUUAUUUGUUUAGCGCCAAAUCAUAACAGAAGUUAUCUCAGGACACUUUUCAAAAUA